Molecule: messenger RNA, 1542 nt
Organism: Seriola dumerili (greater amberjack)
Lineage: Eukaryota; Metazoa; Chordata; Actinopteri; Carangiformes; Carangidae
Gene: ptrh2
Product: peptidyl-tRNA hydrolase 2
Exons: 2
Coding region: 388-1086 (232 amino acids)
Biological process (GO): positive regulation of anoikis; negative regulation of anoikis
Cellular component (GO): mitochondrion; cytosol
Molecular function (GO): peptidyl-tRNA hydrolase activity
Source: RefSeq, a predicted model, not a curated record
UGACACAGCGUGGCUAUGAAAUUUAUGAAUGUUUGUUGGUAAAGUGAUAUCUACUCUACUGAAGAGAGAGUAAACCAUCCUGCUUGUAGCAAGGGAGCUAACGUUAGCCAGGCUAGUUUCACAUUUGAAGUUAGUUAGCUUGUUAGCCAACGAAGUUGCUGUCAGUGAGUCUUAAAUCACUUGUGUGUAGACAAACUAUCCAAGUGGUUAAUACAGGCACGAAAAUGAGCUCAAAACCUUUAAAAGAAAAUAACCGUAUGUGGCUUAUGAGCUUGAUGUUCCUUUCUUUGUCUGUCAGAGUCUGUGAAGUCAGUUCUGCAAACAUAAUGUUGGGUCAAAUAACUUUAAAGAGCUGACAACAAAGUGGCUUUUGUGAAGGUCCUGCGAAUGAAUUCAAUCUCAGUUUUUAAGCCAAAAUGGAGGAAAAGUCCAUUAAAUACAGAAAAAUGGAAAUUUGAACAUUUACGUUUCAAUGACAACUGGAGGAGACAAUGUGAUAUGAUGGAAAGCUCCAGAACAGUUACUGAAUGGACCAUGUUUUGUCAGUUGCUAUAUAUUGAAGGUUUAAACAUGGAUUUGCUGUAUGGUCCAUUGAGCUUGGGUGUAGUAGCAGGAGUGGGCUGUGGGCUGUUCCUCGGUUGGCACCUUCGGGGACGCUUCCGUCCAGCAUCCAAAAGCAUCAUGGCGGCGAUGGGGAACGGCACCAGUGAGGCAAGUGUGAUGGGAGAAGGAGGCGAAUUCAAGAUGAUUCUGGUGGUCCGUAAUGACCUGAAGAUGGGCAAAGGAAAGGUUGCUGCCCAAUGCGCCCAUGCUGCUGUAUCAGCUUACAAGCAGGUCCAGCGCAGGAACCCAGAGCUUCUCAAACAGUGGGAGUACUGCGGCCAGCCCAAGGUGGUGGUGAAGGUCCCCGAUGAGAACACCCUGAUCGAUCUGUUGGGUCACGCCAAAGAAGUAGGGCUUCCUGUCAGCCUGAUCCAGGAUGCAGGAAGGACUCAAAUUGCACCUGGGUCUCGCACUGUGCUGGGUAUUGGUCCAGGCCCAGCGGAUCUGAUUGAUAGUGUUAGUGGAGAGUUGAAGCUCUACUAGGGUUCCAGCUUGCACCUGUUGGACUUGCAUACAAUUUCUUUGUUGUUAAAACCAUUUGCAAAGUAAACUAACUUGAGCUACCAUGAGUUUAUAUUUUUAUAUAAGAACAACCGACUCAAUUACAUGUCAUCUACUUGAAUUUAUUGUGCAGUUCUGGGGGUUUUAUAGCAGUAAUAACAGUUUAAUGUGUAUUUCCUCUUCUUUUCUGAAAGCUAUGACCUGGCAUAAACACAGUCAUGCUGCUGUCCUCCACGCCAACCAGUCUGAGACACGAUGCUCACAGGAAACGGAUGAUAAACAUGAAUUGUGUCAAAUAUAAACAGCAAAGCAGUAAUUGAAUAUUAUUGUUGUUGGUCUCAGAAUCACAGCACUGCAAAAUGAUACCGAGCUAUGAUCCCAAAAUAUGUUCUCUCCAUGAUAAAAAUCACAAUCUACAAAAUAAAUUCUGAAAGUUCA